AUGGAAUACCACUGGAUACUACUGUCUGUAUUUUUACAGUUAACCUUCCAUCCAGGCAACGCAAACCCCACUAUCACCCCUGCCGGCCCCCACCUUGUCGUCCAGCUCAACGCACCCUUCAGCCUGCGUUGCCAGGGUGAGAAGGACAUGCAUUGGGAGCGGGAGGACCGGCUGAAGGUGCGGGGAGAGAGCAAAACUGUCGGGAUGUCCACUCUGCGCAUCAACAGGGCUCAGCCUAUUCACUUGGGCCGCUACAUCUGCCUGGAGGAGAGCUCCGGGGAGAACGCAUCCAUCUACAUCUUUGUGAAAGAUCCUGACAAUCCGUUCAGAAAAUCAAUGGUGCGAAACAUUCUUACUCGAGUAGGAGAAGCUGCUUCCAUCCCCUGCCUGGCAACUGAUCCAAGUCUGGUCAACCUGCGCCUGGAAACGUGUGCCAGUAGAGCUCUGGCCUCUGGUCUCCAGUACUCUGCAAGCCUGGAGCAAGGCAUCAUCAUCCACAACACACAAAAGGCCUAUGAAGGAUGCUAUGUGUGCACAGGAAUGCUCAGGGAAGAGCACGUCAGAUCACGUGACUAUCAUCUGACAGCGAAACCAGUCCCUGUUGCUCCUCCUGUGAUUGAGAUGCAGGCGCCCAAAAGAGUGAUUCUCACCUGGGAUGAGAGUCUCUUACUCACCUGCAACACCACAAACGUCAAUGGAGAAAUUAAGCUGAAGUGGGUCCCCCCACCUGGCUCGGGUGCCGUCUGGUAUCCACAGCAACCACCAAAGGUUGACGGUGCUUCACGUAUCCUGACCGAGGACUUCACUCACAUGCGCAGUACCACGUUGCACAUAGCAGCGGUCCGACCACAGGAUGCCGGGAUGUACGAGUGUGAAGCCGAGAACGAGAAAGGGGUCAGCAGGAAGUCGGUGCGGCUUGAUGUUUAUGAAAAAGGAUUCAUCAAGUUAACAACCAUAAAGAACAGGACCAUCCAUGUCCGUUCAGGAGAGAGCUUGUCCCUUAAUGUUGACAUGGAAGCUUACCCAAAGCCGCGCAUCACCUCCUGGAGCUUCAUGGGCCACGCGCUGAGGAACACAACCGACCAUGUCAUCACCACACACAGUCAUGAGUACAGGUACAGCAGCGAGCUGAGAUUGGUGCGACUGAAAAUGUCAGAAGGUGGAGUUUACACCUUUCAAGCUUCCAAUGGUGACGCAUCAGUAAACCAGACAUUCACCAUCUUUGUAAUCAGUAAACCUGAAAUUGUGUCGCAUGAGGGCCCGGUGGAUGGACAGGUACGCUGUGUGGCGGAGGGGUUCCCUGCCCCACAGAUCACCUGGUACUACUGUGAGCAGCCCUAUGUCAGGUGUUCCCAACAGGUGAAUGCCACCCAGGAGGAGCACAAUAUCAUCACUGUGACACUGUUCAGUCCCAUGUUUGGAAAGACGGAGGUGGAGAGUCGGGUGAACGUCAGCAGGGGACGGUUCAAUACCCUGGAAUGUGUGGCCACAGUGGAAGGAGAGCAGGCCUACACACUAUUCUCUAUCAGUGAGAGAACUGUUCCUCAUGAUCUGUUCACCCCUCUGCUAAUUGGCUCCGUAUCAGCAGCAGCCAUCCUCUGUCUUGUCCUCAUCAUGCUGUUGUACAAGUACAUGCAGAAACCCAAAUACCAGAUACAGUGGAAAGUUAUCGAAGGCAUCCAUGGAAAUAACUAUGUGUACAUUGACCCCACCCAGUUACCGUAUGAUCACCAGUGGGAGUUCCCUCGAAACAACUUGCGUUUUGGGAAGACACUGGGAUCUGGUGCAUUUGGAAAAGUGGUAGAAGCAACUGCAUAUGGACUGUCCAAAGCAGAUUCAGUCAUGACGGUGGCUGUGAAAAUGCUCAAAUCAAGCGCUCAUGCCACAGAGAAAGAGGCACUGAUGUCAGAGCUGAAAGUCCUCAGUUACUUGGGAAACCACAUGAAUAUUGUCAACCUGCUGGGAGCCUGCACUGUUGGAGGCCCUACACUGGUGAUCACGGAGUACUGCUGCUUCGGAGACCUCCUUAACUUUCUACGCCGAAAGAGAGAAUCCUUCAUCUGCUAUAAGCUUGAGGAAGACUGCUACUACCGCAACGUCAUGCCGCAGAGGGACGCAGCUGGUGACAGCUUGAACGGCUACAUGACCAUGAGGCCUUCUGCUGCUGGCAACCUGCCAUUCAGCUCAUCCUCUGAGAAGAGACGCUCACUACGCAAAGGUGGUUCUUACACUGAAGCAGAUGUGGAGAGUGAAAUGUUUAACGAAGACGGUCUGUCUCUAGACACUGAAGACCUUCUCAGCUUCUCCUACCAAGUGGCCAAAGGCAUGGAGUUCUUAGCCUCCAAAAACUGCAUCCACAGAGAUCUAGCAGCCAGAAAUAUCCUCCUGACUCAAGGAAGAGUGGCAAAGAUCUGUGAUUUUGGUCUGGCACGGGACAUCACCACAGACUCCAACUAUGUAGUCAAAGGCAAUGCUCGUCUGCCAGUGAAAUGGAUGUCUCCAGAAAGUAUCUUUGAGUGUGUGUAUACGUUUGAGAGUGAUGUGUGGUCCUACGGCAUCUUGCUCUGGGAGAUCUUUUCACUAGGAAAUAGUCCUUAUCCUGGUAUGCCUGUGGAUGCCAAGUUCUACAAACUGAUAAAAGAAGGAUACAGACUGGAUGCGCCAGACUUUGCACCCAGUGAAAUGUAUCAGAUUAUGCGGUCCUGCUGGGAUGCUGACCCCUUCAAGAGACCCCCCUUCAGGAAGGUCGUGGAAAGGAUUGAACAACAGUUGUCAGAUGCCACUAAGCAUAUUUAUCUCAACUUCAGCUCCAAGCUUCCAAUGACGCCAGGAGCCAGGGAGGAGCCGAGUUCUCAGAGCGCAGCGCUUCACCUCAAUUCAGUCAGCAGUCACAGCGCUCAAUCCCAGCCCUUACUGGUCCAACACGAGGUCUACCUGGAGGGGACAACCCUCAGAGCCCAAUGGGUGUAAGGACCCACCCGAUCUGUCUGGCUGCCUCAUAAAGUGCCUGGAAUGUUCCGCCACAAACCACCCAACACUACACCCGUCCCGCCCGUCCCUGGUACCAAUGGCAUUUGUUGUCACGUGUCGCAGACAGAAUGGUCAUUGCCAUUUGCUACCAGAAGAACAACAAAGGAAAACUGGCUGUUUAUCAUUUCUAUCACUAUU
Scomber scombrus (Atlantic mackerel) is the source of this 3168-nucleotide messenger RNA. It is a transcript of the gene kita, whose product is annotated as KIT proto-oncogene, receptor tyrosine kinase a. The transcript has 21 exons. Gene Ontology annotation, cellular component: signaling receptor complex. Gene Ontology annotation, molecular function: cytokine binding; ATP binding; transmembrane receptor protein tyrosine kinase activity. The record is from RefSeq and is a predicted model, not a curated record. Bases 1 to 2970 code for a protein of 989 amino acids. Gene Ontology annotation, biological process: protein phosphorylation; multicellular organism development; positive regulation of cell migration. Lineage: Eukaryota; Metazoa; Chordata; Actinopteri; Scombriformes; Scombridae.